Molecule: messenger RNA, 1064 nt
Organism: Alnus glutinosa
Lineage: Eukaryota; Viridiplantae; Streptophyta; Magnoliopsida; Fagales; Betulaceae
Product: histone deacetylase HDT1
Source: RefSeq, a predicted model, not a curated record
AUGGAGUCAGGGUGCACCCGGGUCGGUUCGGUUGAAUCGGAUCGGGCCCGAAAUGGCGGGACUGGGCCUCCGAUGGGUGGUGAGGUCAAAAGCGAAGAGUCCCUUGAGGUGGAUCCUGGUGAUGGUUUGGUAUUGUGUCUUACACAGGCCUGUCUUGGAGAGGUUAAGGACAAAGGAAAUGAAAGCAUCUGCCUGUUUGUGAAAGUUGAUGAGCAGAAGCUAGUUCUUGGAACACUCUCUUAAGGGAAAUUCCCUCAGAUACCUUUUGAUCUGGUGUUUGAAAAGAAAUUUGAGUUAUCCCAGAGAAAUGGAAGUGUCUACUUCACUGGACAUAUAGUUUAUGCACUUGAAGAUAUCAUCACGGAUGAAUCUUCUGGAAAAUCUAAGUUACAAGUUGUACAAGCUGCAAAGCCUGAUGGUACUGCAACUAAACAGGUGAAGAUUGUGGAACCAAAUAAAACUGAAGAUACUAAUGAAGAUGUGGAUAAGGUUACAUCUUCGGAUGAGGAUUCAACUGAUGCUAUGGUGAUUCGUGAGGAGGAAACCAGUGAAGGUGAUGACAAAAGUGAAGAUGAGGACAGUAGCGAAGACGAGGAUCAAGAAACCCCAUCGAAGUUGAAGGCUGAAGCAAGCAAGAAGAGACUUGUUGAAGCUCCCAAGAAAACACAUGUUCCUGAUCAGAAGGCAAAAUUUAUUACUCCUGAGAAGACUGAUGGCAACAAAGCUGUUGGCCAUGCGGCAACUCCUCACCCUUCAAAGCAGGCUGGGACAAGAUAGACUCCGAAACCAGGUGGAGCAUUCCCUUGUAAGUCAUCUAGCAGGUCAUUGAGCUCGGAAACUGGCUUGCAGUCUUAUACAAAAGGCAAAAGACGGUGCUGGGAAAUGAAUGGGCACCAUAGUACUAUUUGGUGAGCAUGUUCCUUUCGGGAUGAAUUAGAAAGACCAAGUUAGGUUUAGUAAAAUGCGAAAGGAUGGAGUAGUUUAGUAAAAUCUUGUGAUCAACAUUGUUGGAGUUCAUUGAUAGUAACUUUGACAAAGUUCUGCUGCAACUAAUUCAGGAUUGA